Nanorana parkeri is the source of this 1404-nucleotide messenger RNA. RefSeq names its product protein FAM47E-like. The coding region runs from base 1 to 1275 and encodes 424 amino acids. The transcript is spliced from 8 exons. The record is from RefSeq and is a predicted model, not a curated record. Lineage: Eukaryota; Metazoa; Chordata; Amphibia; Anura; Dicroglossidae.
AUGGCUAGGGGACAGCGUGUUUCAAAAGAAACCAACCAUAAACUGAACUUAUCUGGUGCCCUCAACUGCCACCAAUGGAAAUUCUUGCCAAAAGGAGUUGAUGAUUUUCGAGAUGGCUUUCCUGCUUCCUCUGACACUUCAAAUGUUCUAUCCUCUGGUGCACAUCAUCCCAUCCUGCGGAAUGCAGUACACGACUCAAAGCCUUUUAAGAAGCCACAAAAGUUCACCAUAGAGCAGUCGUGUUACUCGAAACUCCUCCCACUGCAGCAGACACGCCGAGAAUACAUUGCUGAGAUAGAAUAUGGCCUUACACAACAUCCACUGGCACUUUACCCUCACUUAGAAGAAAGCAUAUCACCUGACCUGUUUGAAGACGUUGUGGAGAUUCUUGACCCUGAUAUGAGAUUAAAGAGUUCUGCAGGUUCUUAUGAAGUUAUCCCUGAGGAUCAGGAGGAAGACAUCAUCAUUCCAGCAAGAGAAGAGCAGGAAACACACAAUGUAAAAUCACGUGAAACCAGCACAAGGCUGUCAACUAUGAGUGACCAGUCCAGGCUCAAAAAUCCAUAUACUUGGAUAGUCAAGCAAGAGGAGACUGUAAAGGAGGAGAAAAGAUCUAAGAUUCCAAGGCCAUUGACACCAGUACCGGAUGAGAGUGUCAAGCAUGUGACUAAGGACUUCUGUGACUGGGUGACAUCUUUGGGUGGAGAAAGCUGCAGUGUCAAUGAAACCACCAUCUUCAGCCUGUUUGCCAGUGGAUAUGAUACUAAGCCUACCCUAAGCGUCCCGAUCCAUGUGGUAGAGUUGAACAACGUACCUGCAGAGUUGAGAAUGUCUGUCGGUGUCUCACCUCAACAAGAUAUUACAAAGACUUCAACCACAAGAAUAAGAUCAGUAUGUCAAAUGUGUGAGGGUACAUACAGCCCAACAUGGGUGAAAUCUAGAUACGGAGCUUGGUAUUUGGAUCCUCAAACAUGGAAGAAACAAAACGCCAAUGAGCCGUUAAAAGAUCCAACAAUGGAAAACGAGGAAAAGGGCAAUCAUUCAAAAAACAAGCUUAGCCAAAAGGACGAAGAAUUGUUGCAGCUUCAUGGAACCUCUGCCUUUAAAGAAUUUAUUGAGAGGAAAGGUUACAGAAGGCCAGAGUUUCUCAACAAAAUAUCAUAUACGAAAGAUGCUGUGUCUUCUGAAAGAGCAUCCAGGGACGCAUCUUCUGCAGGGAAAAUGUGGUACCGGUCUGGCUCAGCAUCCACCCACGAAGAAAGCAUAAUAAACUGAAUAUGUUCUUUCACUCACAUCUUCUGCCUUUGGUUUAAAUAUUAACUUGUUUUAGGGUUAUUGCACAACAUAAUCACUCUCAUAUUUACCUAUACUUAAAAGGUAUAAAGUACAAGGGCAAAUACAGUA